Molecule: messenger RNA, 1398 nt
Organism: Clavispora lusitaniae ATCC 42720
Lineage: Eukaryota; Fungi; Ascomycota; Pichiomycetes; Serinales; Metschnikowiaceae
Product: aminotransferase family protein
Cellular component (GO): cytosol
Molecular function (GO): transaminase activity; pyridoxal phosphate binding
Source: RefSeq, a predicted model, not a curated record
AUGACGGUCAAGGUCGCCCAGGAGUCCCAAAUUUUCCAAUCUCAAGUUGCAAAGCUAGUCCCCAAUGUUAUUUCUGGUGAUGGUGUUAGGAUCACGAUUGAAGACCCAUACACGGGAAAAGUUUACGAAUGUAUUGAUGCCGUCACUGGUGCCGCUGUUGGUGCAUUGGGCUGGCAUGAUAAGGAUGUUCCUGGCUUCUAUAAAGAAGCAUUGGACAACUCCACGUACUCUUUCACUGCUUGCGUGGGAAAUAAGAAUGCCGAAGCUUUGGCAAAUUUCUUGAUUGAAAACUCACCUAAAGGAGCUUUUAAUGCUGCACUUUUCGUGGGUUCAGGUUCUGAAGCUAACGACAAUGCUAUGAAAAUCAUCAGACAAUACUACCUUGAAAAAGGCAAGCCAAAGAAAACCAAGUUCAUUGGAAGGGAGUGCUCUUACCAUGGCUUCACUAUUGGCUCGAUGUCGCUCAGUUCUGGAUUCAGAUCUGACAUCUUCAAAGAGAUCUCUUUACCAGCGGAACAAUGCCCUACUAUUGAUGUAUGCUACCCAUACCGCAAGCAAGGAAAUUUAACCACGGAAGAGUAUGUCGAAAAGUUACUUGCCAAUGCGGAAGAUGUCAUUUUGAAGGCAGACCCAGAGACAGUUGCCUCUCUUACAGUUGAAACUUUGCCAGGUUCUACAUUGGGAACAGUGCCACCACCUCCUGGCUAUUUGUCUGGGCUCAGAAAGUUGUGCACUAAAUACGACAUUGUGUUUCAUUUGGACGAAGUAAUGUGUGGUACUGGCAGAUGCAGCGAGAAUUUGCACUGCUGGGAAAACUUUUUGGAACCUGGAGAAGGUCCAGAUAUUCAAACCAUCGGUAAGACUCUCGGUUCCGGAUAUGUUACUAUCGCAGGUGUUUUGGUUUCUCCAAAGAUCAGAGACACCGUGGUGGCAGGUACCGGAGUGGUCAUCGGUGGCCACACAUACUCUGACCACGCUUUGAACUGUUACGUUGCAUUGAAAAUCCAGGAGAAGAUCAAGGAAUUGAACUUGACAUCCAACAUUUUCAGGAUGGGCAACUUGAUGGGCAAGCUCUUGAAGAAAGAAUUGUCGGAUUUUGCAAUUGUUGGCGACGUCCGGGGUAUUGGUGGUUUCUGGAGCGUUGAAAUUGUCCAAAACAAGGAAACAAAGGAAAGUUUCCCUAAAGAAUUAGAUGUGGCUCACAUGCUGUCGGACAUUGCUCUUGAAAAGGGAUUGAGUAUUAUGGCUUUGCAAGGCGCCAACAAUAAUGCUGGAGAUCACAUGAUUUUUGCACCAGCUUUCAUUGUCACAGAAAAGGAUGUUGAAGAGAUGGUGAGCAAAGCCAAAGAUGUUUUCGCUCAAUUGGAGAAGGAAUUGGCGCACAAAGGUUUGAUUUAG